GGUGGACGGUUCCGGUGAAUAUGAAUGGCAGCGUUUAUUGUUCGGCGUUCUCGCUCUACGGUGGCAGUAACUUUGGGAGUCACAACUCAAGACAAAGUGGAUUUUAAAGUUCCCAGAGUAACACCAGGCUGGUAAGAGUAGUCUUUUUCAAGAAAGUCAGACAACGGCGAGUGUGUAGUUUGGAGUUUUUCGUCGCCUUUCAAGGACGUUUUCUCCCCGACGGCCGAGCUGCGGUGUGUUGUCGUUCACAGCUGGGAUUUAAACGGUUAAUUUCCUUUAGCACGGCCAGCUAGCUUAUUUGCAUUUAAAAGCCGAGAGGGGAGAUUCCAUCGACUCUCUUGUUCUCUGGAUUCCAAAUUUCAGCUGUCUAGCCCCCCAACAAGUCCAGACAGCUUGACUGCACCAGGACGAUCCGGGCAAGUGAGGCCGUGUGAGGCUGGGGAUGGAGAAGGAGGAUCCCGACUCGGCCGUCUUCGGCUCCUUGAAGGAGGAAGUGCACUACUGGAAGGAGCAGGCUGCCAAGCACCAGCAGAAUGCGGAGGAGGCUCGUGAGGAGCUUCAGGAGUUCCAGCAAAUGAGUCACGACUACGAGGCCGAACUGGAAGCGGAGCUCAAAGCUUACGAGAAGCGCAAUCGCGAACUGCUGGCCGCCAACAACCGCUUGCGAAUGGACCUGGAGAACUAUAAGGAGAAGUACGGCACGCAGCACUCGGAGGCGUAUCGCCAGAUGUCGACGUUAGAGGGCGAGCUGGCCGAGGCCACCUCCAUCCGAGACCACUUGCACAAGUACAUCAGGGAGCUCGAACAGGCUAACGACGACCUGGAGCGAGCCAAGAGGGCCACCAUCAUGUCGCUGGAAGAUUUUGAGCUGCGCAUGAACCAGGCCAUCGAGAGGAACGCCUUCCUGGAGAGCGAGCUCGACGACAAAGAGAACCUUCUGGAGUCUGUGCAGAGGCUCAAGGACGAGGCCAGAGACCUGCGGCAGGAGCUGGCAGUGCGGCAGAAGCAGCACACAACCAAUGGUCCCACGGAACCUACGUCUUCAUCAUCGCCAUUGUCAACAUCUUUGGCCCCCGCCCCGGCCCCACUCCCCACACCGCCCCUCACGCCUCCAGACAAAACGUCCGCCAGCACAGCCGUCAGAGCGCCCGCCGCCAAAGCCCAAAUGCCGUCCGUCAACACGGGUGACGUUGGCGUGUCAGCGAGUUUGCUGACGACAUCCGCAAGGAUUUCGGCCCUCAACAUCGUCAGCGAGCUGCUCAGGAAAGUUGGGAAUCUGGAGUCCAAGCUGGCGUCGUACGUCCACGAGCAACCGGCCAGCCACAGGCUAUCCGUCAACAAGAUUCCCGAGACGCCGCCAUCCAACGGACUCUACCACAAAGCUGAGCUGGUCAAAAGGUUGGACUUCGGAGCGGGAGCCAAACUGCUGUUGUGAGACGCCAGAGAGACUUCAGAACACUCGCUCGCGUCUUUUCUGCCGUGUGUGAGACACAACAAAACGUCCGGUGCCACUCACACUUCAUUCACUUGCUCACUUUUUUUUUUUUGGGUGUGACACUGUUCUGAUGGUAUUGUUUUUCGAGAAACAAUUGCUUCGUUAUUUGGAACUACCUUAAGAUUAAGGUUUUUUUUUUCUCCCAGCCCCAGUCUUUUUUUGGGGGGUGGAAUUACAUAUUUUUAUAGAUAAAAACUAAAAUAAAAAAUGUUUUUCAACCAAUAAAUAACAAUUUUUUCAAGAAAAUUGCACUUUCUUGAAAAAGUCCCUUUUUUGGGAUUAAAUUGAAUUAAAACAGGCAGAAUAUAAAAAUAAAGGCAUAGUUAUUUUUUUUGGCCAUUGC
Syngnathus acus (greater pipefish) is the source of this 1838-nucleotide messenger RNA. Its product is annotated as nuclear distribution protein nudE homolog 1-B-like. Gene Ontology annotation, biological process: chromosome segregation; establishment of mitotic spindle orientation; cell migration. The record is from RefSeq and is a predicted model, not a curated record. Lineage: Eukaryota; Metazoa; Chordata; Actinopteri; Syngnathiformes; Syngnathidae. Gene Ontology annotation, molecular function: microtubule binding. Bases 443 to 1435 code for a protein of 330 amino acids. The transcript is spliced from 9 exons. Gene Ontology annotation, cellular component: kinesin complex; kinetochore; centrosome.